Messenger RNA from Thecamonas trahens ATCC 50062, 1127 nucleotides. RefSeq lists its product as uncharacterized. The record is from RefSeq and is a predicted model, not a curated record. The transcript has a single exon. Lineage: Eukaryota; Apusomonadida; Apusomonadidae. The coding region runs from base 50 to 1063 and encodes 337 amino acids.
UUGCCUUCUUUGUUGCCAUCUCCGACGAUUUCUCCGACAACGGUCAACCAUGAGCGUCCGCGACAUGUACAUCUCCCAGUACACGGCCGAGCACUCGGAGGCCAACGCAGAGCCCAACGUGCCGAAUGUGCUCCGCCAGCCAAAAGCUGUGUCGGCGCAUAGGGGCACUCCGUCGCAGGUGGCGUGGCCCGAGCGGCAUCCGAGCGCAGCGCUGCGGCUGGCGUCCAUCCGCGGCCUCGAGGCCCAGACGUCGUACGGUGACGGCUUCGGCAGCAUCACCGGUGGUGACGCCAAGACUGCCGACAAGACUGAUGGUGGGCGUGCUGUGCCAGACAACGUGGUGGUUGUCCCGUCGGGUUACUCAGCGAACAAUGCCAACACCAUGGCGAGCCAUGCGCUUGGCUACGGCGGCGAUGGUGAACGGUGGCAGCAGUCGUCACGCCUGGCAAGCGCGGGCGUCGAGGCGCUCGACUACGGCGCGUCGGCGACGCGGUCCGGCCGGGUGGCACCGGACAUUGUCAAGACUGCCUCGGGCUUUACCAUCAACUGCCCGCCGCCGGCGGUGUCUGCCGGCCAGGGCACCACCCAGCCGACAGGCGUCUCGGUCUACACGGCGUCGUUUGAUGGUGAGGCGACCAAGGACGCGAUCGCGGACGCCGCCGCUCGCCCGGUCCCGCUAGUCAACUUCGUCGAAGACUCGUCGUUUGCGCGAUCGAUCACAACCCAGCCGCCGUUUGUGCAGGGCGUCGAGUGGGCGUCGACGUCGCGGUCGGCAGAUGCGCUCGCCGCUGCCGCCCGCGCGCGCCGCUCCACCACAGAGCUCGCAGCGCAGGCCGCAGUCGAGAGCCUCCGCGCCCGGCCGACAAGUUCCAAGCAGAGGGCGGCACGGGUCACCGCCCGCCUGCUAGGCGUCCAAACCCGGAUCAUGCCGCACUCGCCGGGCGCCUCCCUGGCGACUGCGGGUGAGACCGAGUACGGCGAGCACUACGUCGACGUCAACAGCGAGUUCCCCGCCGCGUCACCAAACGCCUACGCGGCCGCACACGUCGCAAGCAUGGGCUGAAUGAAGGACGUGCACUCGAAGCUCAGCAAAAGUGGAUGCCGGCCUCAUUAAACUUGGUCAGCAG